AUGAGCACAUCCACAGCAGACCAUUCGCCCAAGGCGGCACUCAAGGUUGAGAAGCGCGAGCAGCGCAAGAAGCAGUCGGCGAUCCGGUAUCCCUUCUGGUUCGGCGGGAGUGCCAGCAGCAUGGCCGCCUGCGUCACUCAUCCUCUUGAUCUUGAUGCACCCAAGAACAUGAGUGGCACGUUCGUCAACAUCGUCAAGAGUGACGGCGUGCUGGGGCUGUACAAUGGCCUCUCGGCUUCGCUUCUUCGUCAAAUCACCUACUCCACCGCUCGCUUCGGCAUAUACGAGGAGUUGAAAGCUCGUUCGGGCACUUCGGACCCCUCGUUCCCCUUGCUAAUCGCCAUGGCGUCGACGUCAGGGUUCAUUGGUGGCAUAGCGGGCAAUUUUGCGGACGUGCUCAACGUUCGCAUGCAGCACGACCCUUCGCUGCCGGCCGAGCAGAGGAGGAAUUACAAGCACGCAGCCGACGGCAUGGUGCGCAUGGCCAGGGAGGAGGGUUUCUCCUCCUGGUUCCGCGGGUGGCUGCCCAACUCGUCGCGUGCCGCGGUCAUGACGGCCAGUCAACUGGCCAGCUACGACGUGUUUAAGCGGAUGCUCCUCGACUAUACGCCGCUCAAGGACAAUUUGACAACACACUUCUCGGCAAGCUUCUUGGCUGGACUGGUGGCCGCGACAGCGACGAGCCCCAUUGACGUGAUUAAGACCAGGGUCAUGUCGGCCAGUGGGAAGCAGGGCAUUGCAGGCAUCAUCUCCGAUAUCUCAAAACAGGAGGGCAUCCGAUGGGUGUUCAAGGGAUGGGUGCCCAGUUUCCUACGCCUCGGGCCGUGA
Molecule: messenger RNA, 828 nt
Organism: Emericellopsis cladophorae
Lineage: Eukaryota; Fungi; Ascomycota; Sordariomycetes; Hypocreales; Bionectriaceae
Product: Mitochondrial dicarboxylate transporter-like protein
Exons: 2
Coding region: 1-828 (275 amino acids)
Biological process (GO): oxaloacetate transport; succinate transmembrane transport; malate transmembrane transport
Molecular function (GO): thiosulfate transmembrane transporter activity; malate transmembrane transporter activity; oxaloacetate transmembrane transporter activity
Source: RefSeq, a predicted model, not a curated record